AUGAGUGAUCGAGUUCGACGAAGGCGAUUAAUGGAAGUCGCUGCGACGACGCAACAACAAAAAAUGCGAAAUGCCGGUGGACUUUCGCCCGCAUCCCGUAUUCGAAUCGCAGCCGAUGUUCAUCGACAUUCAACAUCUGAUGAUGAUUCAGGUUGUGUUUUGGAGGAAUACGCAUGGGUGCCGAGUGGUGUAAAGCCGGAUAUGGUGGGUUUUCAGGAUUUUUUGUUGCGAAAAAAAUGGAAAUAUAUUUUUUUUUUGGUUGCAAACACCGCGACGCACAAAUGCACAAACCGCGUACCGUAGUAAAACUUUAGAAAUUUUUUCACGUGUGAAAAAUUUGCAACGCGUUUCUAUUGUCAUUUCUUCAUUUCUCACUGAUAUUCACCCCAGAACCGAUUGAAAUUUCCAGGUUCACGCAUAUUUCGCGCGUCUCCCGGAAAACAAAAUUCCCUACGUGGGAAGUGUUGGCGAAAAAUGGCGCCAACGUCAACUCCGCGCUCAACUUCCACCACAAGACUCCGAUGUUCGAUACUGUGAAAAUUUGUCGACCGAAGAAGCCGACGAGCUGCGAAUGUUCGAGCGAGGCCGAAAAACCGAGUGUUUGGGAAGAGGAAUUGUUGAGCACGUGCCUUUUGAUGGAAAAUGUUAUAAAUGUAAAAAGGUUAGUGUUUUAGGGAGGGGAAAACACAAAAAAGUUGUCAAGUAUCUGUAGAACAUCUGUCUAUCCUUGAGAUUCAACACUAAACAUUAUGAUAGGCUGUAAACAAUAAUUAUCUAGUAAUUAAACUAAAUUACCUUUUUUGUAUGUUUCAAAAUACUUUAGCAUUAGAAGUUCUAUCAGAUGUGAAAACUCUCAAUUUAUCAACAAAUCUCUCAUACAAAGACUUGUAUCUGGCAGUUUGCCCUGCUUAACCUAAGCCCACCUAAAUUUCACCCUGUCAAUCAAGACUGUACACCUUACGCAACUAUUUAUGCACCCUCUCCUAAUCCGAUAUCUUUCCACCAACAAAAAAAAACAAACAUCUCAAGACAGCUGCCGGCAGAUGGACAAGAAAACCGAUAGUUUUGUUGUGUGUGUGUGUGUAUAUAAUCUGGAAACCUUCUUGAUAUGGGGGAGGGGCUCUUGAGAUCUUAUUCGUGUUUACCAGAAGGUAUGAGGUCAAAAUUUGUUGUACUGAAAUGAAAAAUGAGCGAAUUCCAAUCAUGUACAUAUAAUCCCAUUAUAAAUAAAUCAAAUCUCUCCAUUUCUUGCCGCCAAAACCAAAAAGCCACUGACACAUAAAUCUCGUUUUUUGGCGGUGGCAACAAUAGCCACACCAUCAUCCAAAAAAAGGUCAUGUUAAUUAGCAACCACUCGAGGACAAACAAAAAAAUGAUGGGCAUAAAUGCGCGAGAAAUUUGAGAUGUUUUCGGAAUGGGUUAGAAGAAGAAAGAACUUUUAUGAGAGGCUAUUCUUUAUUCGAGGGGAGGGUAAACAGUUUUACCGCCAAAUUUGGAGGGUAGAUGAAAAUGUGCUCCAUCGAACACAGUUUUUGUGUAGGAGGUUUUCAAAAAUAUUUUUUUCAAUUUUUUUAUCACAUCAUUUUAAAAAUUCUCUACCAUUUCAUCAUAAAAACCAAAAAAAAAUAAUUUAUUUUCAAAAGCCGGAAAAUCACAUAAUUCUUCAUGUGCACCCCUCGUUUCCACUUUCCAAUUUUGCAAUUUUCUCUAAUAUUUAUGACCCCAUAAAUAUAUAUCUGCGACUUAUUUUUUUCGCGCACUCGCCCUGCUUUUCACCAACAACCCAUCUGCUCUUAAUUUCCGUGACUCAUCAAUUACUCAUGUUUGCACACAGCCACACCACCAAAAACCCAUGAAUAUAAUAGAUUUAUCUAGAUCGCUUAUAAUUCUUUGAAAGAGAAAACGAACACUUGUUGAGAAAUUAACCCGAUGGCUAACAUCGAUCUCGUGGUGUAGUGGUUAUCACAUCUGUCUAACACACAGAAGGCCGGCGGUUCGAGCCCGCCCGAGAUCAGAUGUUUUUUUUUGUUUUUUUUCUUUCGAUUUUUUGUCAGAAAAAAAGAACUAAGAAAAAACAUCUGCCUUUUGUUCAAACUGUAUACAGUCAAGUGUUCACUCUCUUAUAGUUAUGCAAAUAUUCUAUCGCAACAUUUUGGAGAACCCAUUCACAUAACAUAAAUCGUUCAAUUUGAAAGUGACAAAUUUAGUGGUCUAACUAAUUUGCAUAAUUAGAGAUGUUAUCGGAAUAAAUGAAAAAAAAUGGAAGGCUUUUUCAUCUACAUAUGUGGUGCUUUUUUCUUUUCUGGGAAAGGGAUUGAAUAAAACCCACAGAAAUUUGCAAAACCGUUGUUUUACGACACGUUUCAAGGUUGAAAUUAAUGGGAACUUUUAGUGUUUACGAAUAAUUACUGUUUUCAAAUGAAACACCACAUAAAUGAGUUUUCUUUUUUCAGUGUAACGAGACCUUGGAAGAGGGUGAAAUGUGUGUGACAGCAACUCGAACUGGAAAAUCAUAUCAUCCGGCGUGUUUUCGAUGUCAGGAUUGUGAUGCGUUGCUGGUGGAUUUGAUUUAUUUUUCGCAUGGAGCGCAGAUUUUUUGCGGACGACAUCAUGCGGAACAAAUGAAACCGAGAUGUGCGAAAUGUGAUGAGGUAAGAGAUUUUCUAAAAUUACAGAACGUUUUUUUCAAAUUCCGAAAACUUUUUGAAAAUAAAAAGAAACUUUUUAAAAUUUUAACGCCUAAAAAUCCACGUGACAAAACUCAAAUUAUUUCUCAAAAUUCAUUUUGAACCCAAAAUUCCAAAAUUUCUCAUCGAAUCUUACAAGGAAUGGUUUUCAAUGUUCCCCCAAGGAAAAAAUCGAGAGUAUGUGGAAUGUUGAGGGUUCCCGUGGGUAAGAAAAACCCUAACGGGAAUAAGGAGAAAAAUGCCUUAUUCUCGAGAAAAAAUGUAUUUUAGGUCGAUUUUUACACCACUUUUUGAUUUUUAGAGCAUCUGUAACUCGAUUUUGAAUCUAUUUCAUGAACUUUUGAGUCGUGGAAGUUGUUCAGAAUGGUCGAUUACGUGUUUGUGAAACUUUUUAUCAAAAAAUUAGACAUUUUUUGAAAUUUGGUUUUUUUAGUCGGGGUUUUCUGAUCAAAUGGUCACCAAAAAACACAAAAAAUAAUUUUUUCCAUUUUCAAAUGAACGGAACUUGAAAAAUUUAUGACGGUCAACAGACGUAAUUUGGUCCGUAGAAUCCAAAAAUCAUAGUCUCGAUUCACACAAACUUCUCCUUCACAACGAAAACGUUGAUUUUCUAUGAAUUUUUCAAACUGGAUUUUUGAUUUAGUGGACUUUUGGGACCAAAAUUAUUUUAUUCCUAAUUUUAGUCGAAGUAAUACUAAAGUACGCCGUUUGCGCUGCAAAUGGAUUUUUAGACUUACAUUUUUCAUCAAUUUUGAAAAAAGUUUCGAUUUUUCUAAAAAAUUUCAUCGCAAAAAUCAAUAACACCAAAAUUUUCUAAAACAAGGCAUUUUUCUCCUUAUUCCCGUUAGGGUUUUUCUUACCCAUGGGAACCCUCAACAUUCCACAUACUCUCGAUUUUUUCCUUGGGGGAACAUUGAAAACCUUUCCUUGUUAGAAAACAAUUUUGCCAUCCAGUAAUUCCACAGAUUUCCUCGAAUCUCCCUCAAAAACUUGUUCAAAAACCAUUAACCCAGAAAGAAAAGGUUUCAAAUUUCCAUUCCAUCUCCUCCGUUUUCCUUCUUCUCCUCUCAACAUUUUUUGAUGAAUUUAUGAUAGUUGUCAUUUUGCCUUUGUUUUUCUUUUCUUUUCUUUUCACACAUGUCUCCCUCUCUUUUUCGGUCAUAAAAAGGCGGUAUGACCAGAUGCUUGACUGAAGCAGCACAAAAAAAUAACACGAAAACUUUGAAUAGGAUCUCUGUGAAUAGGAGGGGUUUUGAACAAAAGAGUUUUGCACUUUUUUUUAAAAAAAUAUUGUCAAUUCGAAAAUACAGUAGACUUGGCGGCUGCUUUGAUCUUUUGUAUUGGUUUUCUAAGCCAUAUCGGUUCUCUUCAAAGGGUCACUAAAAGUUUGAACUUGAAUUGAUUGAAAAAUAUUAACUUCAUAUAGUUCAGCUCACCUUUCUUUAAAAAAAUUUUUUUUCAGCUUAUAUUUGGUGAGGAAUGCACUGAAGCUGAAGGUCGAACUUGGCAUUUGCAUCAUUUUCAAUGUGCACAAUGUAAUGAUGUUUUGGGAGGUCAAAAAUAUAUGCAAAAGUCGAAUAAACCGGUGUGCCUCAAAUGUUAUAAUUCAUCAAAUACAACUCUAAAUUGUGCCACGUGUCAAUCAGCAUUUCCAAUCGAAACUCCACAUAUGUCACAAGGCGAAUUACAUUGGCAUGCAACAUCGGAUUGUUUCUGCUGUUGUGUUUGUUCGAAAAAUUUGCUUGGAGUGAAAUAUUCGAUGGUUGGCGCAAGUCUCUAUUGUGGAUAUAAAACUUGUGGUGGCGAAGAUGAGGAACUUUUUGAAGAGGAUCGAUUGGGUUCGCCGAAUCGGAGAAGAAUGAUUGAAAAGACGACGAAAGUUAUGCGAAUUCAGUCGGCGGCUGCUUCGCCAAGAGUUACAAGAAAACCGAAACCACCACAAAGAGCACCUCCGCCACCACCGCCGCCAGCUGAAAAUAUUUAUGAGACGGUUUUGCCGUGCUCUUCUACAAGCAGCCCGGAAUUUAUGGAUAAGGAAUUUGCGGCACCGAAUUCGCCGACAAAUUAUUAUAGCAAAACACCGAAUAAAAUGUUGAGAUAUCCGGGAGUUUAUGAUGAUUUGACAUCGAGUUCCGAAUCGGAUGAUGAUGAAGAUUUGUAUAUUUCGAAUUUGAUGGCGGCCGCAUCGGUUAGCAGGGUUUGUAGAAUUUUUGAAAUGUUUCAAAGUUGCCUAAAUUUAAUUUGAAAUUACCUUUAAUUUCCAUAGAAAGUUCUACAAAACAUUUUUCUAAAACCUGUUUUUCAGACUGACAAAAAAUCGAAACCAAAAUCCAAAAAAAAUCAACAAGAAAUGAUUCAAGCCGGUGGAAUUCGAAUGGCAAAAAAGAAGAAGAGUUCGAGAUGUAUUGUUUCCUAA
Molecule: messenger RNA, 5103 nt
Organism: Caenorhabditis angaria
Lineage: Eukaryota; Metazoa; Nematoda; Chromadorea; Rhabditida; Rhabditidae
Source: the annotation of a GenBank genome assembly